Cheilinus undulatus (humphead wrasse) is the source of this 1807-nucleotide messenger RNA. Its product is annotated as ras-related protein Rap-1A-like. The record is from RefSeq and is a predicted model, not a curated record. Gene Ontology annotation, biological process: negative regulation of synaptic vesicle exocytosis; Rap protein signal transduction; cellular response to cAMP. The transcript is spliced from 8 exons. Gene Ontology annotation, cellular component: plasma membrane. Lineage: Eukaryota; Metazoa; Chordata; Actinopteri; Labriformes; Labridae. Bases 185 to 742 code for a protein of 185 amino acids. Gene Ontology annotation, molecular function: GTP binding; GTPase activity; GDP binding.
AGAGGAUCCUGUGUGUUGUAGUUCAGCUGCUCUCUAAUUUCAGUGCCCCUGAGUGUGAGAUGUUUAGACACUUUGGCUGCAUAUUCAAGCAAACAUUAAGCACCUCUUCCAACUUCCAGCCCUAGAUGGAUACAUACCUUUGGCUGUAGAGGAUUGUUGGGCUGUCCGGUGAAGCAAACCCGCCAUGCGUGAAUACAAGCUAGUGGUGUUAGGCUCUGGAGGUGUGGGCAAAUCCGCUCUGACAGUUCAGUUUGUACAGGGAAUCUUUGUGGAAAAAUAUGACCCAACAAUAGAAGACUCGUACAGAAAGCAAGUGGAGGUAGACGGGCAGCAAUGUAUGCUUGAAAUUCUUGACACAGCGGGCACAGAGCAGUUCACAGCAAUGAGGGACUUGUACAUGAAGAACGGCCAAGGCUUCGCCCUGGUAUACUCUAUCACAGCACAGUCCACCUUCAAUGACCUCCAGGACCUGAGAGAACAGAUUCUACGAGUAAAGGACACAGAGGAUGUGCCGAUGAUCCUGGUGGGGAACAAGUGCGACUUGGAGGAUGAGCGUGUGGUCGGGAAGGAGCAGGGCCAGAAUCUGGCCAGACAGUGGAACCACUGUGCCUUUUUAGAGUCCUCUGCUAAGUCAAAGAUCAACGUCCUCGAUAUCUUCUAUGACCUGGUCAGACAGAUAAAUAGGAAAACGCCAGUGGAAAAGAAGAAGGCGAAAAAGAAAUCCAACUGUGUCCUGCUUUAAAGUCCCCCUCCAGCCCCUGCAGCAGCUCUGAGCCAGAAAUGCUGUAAUGAAGAACUGUUGCCCUGAUUGGAACGUGCCAGCAUUCCAACAGCCCCCCUCCCCCAACCCCCCCGACCUCCAUCAGCCAUAAACGGUGAAUCAGCUGACUGAACUGCUCCUAUCAAAGACGAGGACGACCUACACAAGAGAGAGAGAGAGAUGGAGAGAGUAAAGAGAGAGAAAGACAGUAAGCGAGAGAGAAGACUCUCGCCUCCGAGGACCUUCCUCUGUGUCUCAGUUUCAGUGUGAACCCUGAAUGGACAGUCUCCAUUUCUGCACCAACAAACAAACACAAACUUAUGAUGAUAAAAGCCUCUGAAGUAAAGAAAAAAGUGUCCAAGAGCCACCACCAAGGCCAGAGAGCAGCCCCUUGUAUUUUCAUUGAUGACAGUUAAACAAAAAGAAAAAUAACGUUUAAAGAAGGAAAAACAGAGCUAGAACUUCAGUAUUUUUCAUCUUUUUUCAAUAUCAAUAUCGUAUUUGAACGACAUGGAAGUUGACCUCUUUAGUUGUAUGAUUAUAAAUAUUCUUCAAAAACGAGCAUGAAAAAAUGCAUCAGUUAUUAAGUGUAGAUGUUUUCAAGUGAAAUCAAGUGGAAAAGUGAGAAAUUUUUUAUAGCCAUACACCUAUUCUCCAUGCCUGUCAUGUCAGUGAUGAUAGAUCAAGGUCUAUGAUAUGUAUUAUUAUUAUUUUUAUUAUAUAUAUUUUUUUCUUUGUUCGCCCUGUUGUUCAUGGACUUCUCUUCUGCAAAUAUCUCUCUCUGAUGUGACUUAAUUUUAUACUCAGUCACUGGGAUUUCAUAGCUCCCAUAAUAUAUUCUAAUGCCAUUUUUUGCAUAAUAAUGCUUCAGAAAAAAAUGGGUCUUUUAUAGAAGAAAUAUGGGGAAAAAUAAGGAUUGAUUUCUAUGUCUCUUGAAGCUGAAAUAUAUUAUACUAAACCAACUCUAAUAAUGCUUCUUGUGUUUUUCUGUCAAUGAUGUUCCAGCUUUUAUGGAUUAUUAAAGUACAUUUUAGUACAUUUUCAUUA